This is a messenger RNA of Polychytrium aggregatum, 2676 nucleotides long. RefSeq lists its product as uncharacterized. Bases 491 to 2527 code for a protein of 678 amino acids. NCBI's taxonomy places the organism in Eukaryota, Fungi, Chytridiomycota, Chytridiomycetes, Polychytriales. The transcript has 3 exons. The record is from RefSeq and is a predicted model, not a curated record.
UCUCCCGGCUGUGUAUUGCCCUGCGCAAUAUUGUUUUGCACUGGGGUUAAAUUCUGGGAGGACAUCGACUCUCUCUGGCCGAGCAGGCUUGGUUGCCAGUUUGCCGCAAUGCCAGCGCCUGGGUCGGCCGACUCCUCGGCUGCUCCUGUCGAGUCGACUCGGCCACUCGGGCGACGCUUAUCGGCAAGCUGUUCACACAAGCCGCUACGAGUCCAAGGAGAACCGAUACCAUUAGAGCGCCACCAGACUCAGAACUGCUGGUGGUGUUAGAUGCAUCGGACAGGCGACAGAUUAGAGGAAGGCUUCGAGGGAGGAAGCGGCGCCUGCUGCUGGCGAUCGACCUGAGAGCGGGUUUCGGGAUUAGUGCACCCCGGCUGGGCACUGGGGGCGAGUGAGUCGAAAUCGAUAGGCAAGAGUGGGCAGAGAUAUUGGCUGCAUCCUCCCUCAUCCUUUGUCGAAUGGCGAUGGCGCCGUUCUCUCCAGACCAAGAAUGGCUGUGGGAUGGUCUGGGGUCGCAUGGAUCGCUCGGCUGCUCCGCCGCGCCAUCAAGGGUGCUCUUGGCUGCCCGAUCGCUCAACCUGCCCAGCAACCCGUCUCCUCCUCCAUCUGCGCAUCACCCGCCAUCCAAGCGAUGGAGGCCCCGCUUUCGCCUGAACGUCCGCCCGGCGGCUAUUACUUUACGGACGACGGCCCUGUCUAUCACGAGCGGCCACGGGACAUCCACGACCUCCCCGACGACGUCCUCCUGAAGAUCUUCAAGCUGCUACAGCCCGACAUCAUCGACAGGCUGAACUAUGCCGACCGUCUGCCGAAGCUACCGCCCAGCCAGCGGGCAAAUCGGGUUGCCUGGAGCCCCCACGCCUCUCUCCCGUGCGAGCUCGUCCUGUCCGCCGUAUGUCGGCGAUGGAGAAAGACUGCUCUGCGGCUGUUCUUUGCAUCGUCGCUCAACCUGGCUGGAUAUCUGAGUCCCUAUCGGCUCGUACGCUUGGCAAGAAUGGAGUAUGGGUUCGAAAAGCCCCUGGCCCUCUAUUCAUCCGACCGAACCCGACUAGAGAACCUGCGAUCGCUGAUGGUCCUUGUGCCGGGUAUCUCGGAGACGGCCUUUGUGAAUCUCCUGAACCUGAUCCACUCGCUCGAGUCGGUUCCGCUCUUGGAAAGGCUCGACAUUUGCAUCCGCAAGGGCGAAUGGGGGGCAACCACGACCUCCUCCGACAACUUCAUGGUAGAUUGCACUGGCCUUGCCCGGAGCAUACUUGGGGCCCUCACGUCGUUUCUGGAAGCCAACCGAGGAUCAGAAAAGAACCCAUUCCGACAGCUCACGACCUUCUCGCUUUCAAUAUCGACAAACGAGCCCAUGGCGAUUCCAUCGCAGUUCUUUACAGCCUUGAAGGCCUCUUGUCCUGCGAUCCACACCUUCAGCCUUCGAGGAUGCCACGAGCUUGACGAAGAACCCAGUGCUCUCAUCGGAAAAAGUCAUCUGGUCGAGACGAUCGCUCUACUGAGCCCGACAACCCUGUGGCUCGAAAAUAUGAUGGUCCAGCUGGAUGAGUUUGCCGCCGAACCGCAGGUCGCCAGCCGCAUCCAAAGCCUGACGCUCACCAACUUGAUGUUCAUCUCCGGCGAUCUGGAGAAGUUUACUGGACUGACGGAGCUCUUUUUGGGACCUGUGAUGGAUCGGUGUAUACUCGGGGCUCGCCGAAUCCGCCCACUCAGCAAGCCGACGAUUCGUGCAGCCAAGCAGCAACUCCAGGUGUGGUUGGAUGAGCCAUGGUUGAUGCCAACGACUCUACUUUUGGAGCAAAACGACGAGCAUGUUUCGGGCAAGCUUUUGAACUCGCUUAAUCGGGCAACAGUCGCGAAUCUUCAAAUCCUCACCGUCGGCGCAAUCCUGCCCCUCGACAUUUAUGCAUUUUUUUCGCGCUGUGUCCCGAUGGACUCCCUCUCGAUAUUGUCGCUACGACCGACGCCGCUACUGGAGUUUCCCGAGUUUGAGAUCAUUAUGGGCAAGUGCCCCAACUUGAAGGUCGUCGACAUUGGCAUCGGCGGCCGCUUUCCGAUAUCGAGACUGGGGAAGAUUCUCAAGGGAGCCGCGUGGCGCGGCCUCCGGUGGGCUAUUUUCUGGGUGGAAGUCGACGUUUGGAAGGAAUGCAUCAUUAAUCAGGACAAGAUUGCUCUGCAGAGCAUGAUGCCCACCGAGCAGGAAAUCAGCGCGCAGUCAGCUGGUCCGUCCGCAGCCCUGCUGCCCAGCAACUCCAAUGUGCCGCUCGCCCCCAAGGAUGCAAGGGCCGCUGAUGUCGUCCCCGUGGACAAGUAUGGGAUGGCGCUUCCUCCAUCGCCGACACCGCGUUCAGCUGGUGUCGGGUCCCCUGCAAGGAGUAGCUCUGCGCGCUCUCCGAGCAUUCAGUCAGCAUCCCUGUCACCGCUCUCGUCUCGAGCUGGCUCAAUCGCGCGGCUGAUGAACCCCGACAAUGCGCAAGCACGACCAAGCUGCAUCAUCGACUUUUUGUGUUUGUUCCGCGGCCCAUGAGCCGCCAUGGUCGCCAGGUGCUGCAGUUUUUCUGCUGGGCUGUGGCUAUGGGCAGAGGUUUUAUGGAUCCUUAAUACAAGAGGAGAUCCCUCCCCCGAACGAGCACUGUGGGCAUCCAGAAUCCAAGAACGGCCGCCACUCUCUGAGGC